Molecule: messenger RNA, 1807 nt
Organism: Panicum hallii
Lineage: Eukaryota; Viridiplantae; Streptophyta; Magnoliopsida; Poales; Poaceae
Exons: 2
Coding region: 244-1515 (423 amino acids)
Biological process (GO): ubiquitin-dependent protein catabolic process
Cellular component (GO): endoplasmic reticulum
Molecular function (GO): metal ion binding; ubiquitin protein ligase activity; ubiquitin-like protein conjugating enzyme binding
Source: RefSeq, a predicted model, not a curated record
UUUCGGCGGUCGCCUCCCCUCCUCUUAUUCCUCCUCCCCUCUCCGUGCGGGGAGGCAGGCAAGCUCAGACCGGGGGCGUGGAAUCCGACGCCUUCCCUCUCUCGCCGAGCGGCGGCUAGGCUUCGUCCGCAUCUUCUUCCUCAUCGUCGCCGCCAUCCGCCGCCGGACGGCUUCGACUCCGACCUCCUCCGACUGUCCCGCGGCCUUCCUCUACGAGUUCACCCGACCGAUCGAUUCGAUUCCAUGGCCGGCUGGAGCAAUUCCACCGGCACCGGCACCGGCGGUGGCGGGCGAGGAGCAGGAGGAAGAGGCUUCACGAAUCGCCACUUUACUAAUUAUAACAGUGACAUGAUCCACGGUGGUUCCAGCGGCGGCGGCGGCGGCAGGUGGAGAGGAGACAGGUCGAGGGGGAGGCCACCUCCACAGCCUCACUAUUGCUACCGCCCUGUAGAUGCUGCUCAUCGCCAAGCCCAACCUGUAUCUGAACAACAGGCUGCAUCCUCCACUUCCAGUCGCAUCCAACAGCGAACAUAUCCGAUCCCGACGGCAGACAAGUCAUCCGCCUCCGGAACUGCGGCUCCUCCCAGCACCAGGGAGCCCGAUGACAAGGCUACCCGCAGUGCCGCCAACUUUGAGUGCAACGUCUGCUUUGACAUGGCUGCCGAACCCGUCGUCACCAAGUGCGGCCAUCUCUUCUGCUGGGAGUGCCUCUAUCAGUGGCUCCAUGUUCACUCCAACCACCGUGAGUGCCCUGUCUGCAAGGGCCAGGUCGCCGAUGACGCGAUCAUACCCAUCUAUGGGCGUGGUGGCUCUGCAGCCUCUGUAGACAACGCACCGCCAAGGCCCACCGGAGCCAGAGUUGAGAGCUCCAGGCAGCAGCAGCUGCUGCCAACUUUCCCUCCCACCGUACAUGUGGAUGAUGAUGAGGAAGACCCCUUUGAUUUCCCAGGCAUGAUGAACUUUGGUUUUGGAGCUACAGCUACCUCACUCAGAGAUGCUGUCAUGAGCUUCAUGCCUCCCAGCUUUCAAGACAUGGCGCUUGAAGAGUUUGAUGACUACUACUAUGAGUAUGACACCGAUGACUUUGAUGAGGUCUAUGACUACAAUUGGCUGGGUUUUCCAGUGUUUGGAUCUGCUGGGGCUGAGGCUGGCAAUCCCAUUUCUUCACAGGCACAUGCUGAUAUGAUCAAUAUUAGGAACAACAUUGUUGGCGCUACCACUGGCAUCUAUCAUCAGCAAGAAGUUGGCUACCCUGGUGCGAACCCUCAUAACAGAGGGAGACGUCGCCGUAAUCGUGCAAGGCCAUCAGCAGAUAACUCGAGCACCAACGGGAUGGUGAUGGGUGGUGCUUUCUACCGCGACAACGGUGCCAGUUAUAAUGUUAGUGCAGGUGCUUCUUCUCGGCCUAACGGCGGCUGGGUUGAGAGAAGAGGAAGAAGCAGCAGGAAUUCAAAUGCAGCUGGUGGAAGAGGAGGGAUGCAGGAUAGCAGGAGACAGAGGACACAUUACAAUUGAUGCCAAUUUUCGGUGAGGCUCGAUGACAGCAGUGUUGAGAUAAACAAACAAAGUUGUCAAUCCUUCUUCUUCUUUUUGUUUCUCUCUCUUCAUCCUUUUGUAGUCCGUGGCUAUGCGCAGCCUUGGUAAACAUACUGGACGCAUUUUCGUUCUUUUCCCUGAUGGAAUGUGUGGUAGACUGGCUGAAAUACUCUGCUUGGUUGGUGUUAGUACAUCUGAUACAUGCACUAGAGUCAAGCUUAUGGCAUUGGACUAGUUAAUACAUGAGUUAGCCGUCUUGUUAAUUCGUUAA